UCCCUCUCCCCCGUCACUACAGUUAUUUCCAGAGCCAAGAAUCUGCUCUGUAAAUAACCUCUGAUUCCAACCGUUAUCUUUACUCCACACUCUUGCCAUUCACAAGACGACCUCCCAAUUCUUCUUCCAUCAAAUUUUCUCUGCUGCAAAAAUGGCUUCCCCACUCAAGAAUCCUUCAAUCUUCUUCCUUCUUUGCUUCAUACUGCAAUCUUUCUCUACUGCAAAAUCGGAGCCUUUCAUCGGCGUCAACUAUGGCCAGGUCGCCGACAACCUGCCGCCGCCGGGAAAUACGUCUGAGCUGCUUCAGAAGACCAGCAUUGGGAAGGUCAGGCUGUACGGCGCCGACCCGGGGAUCAUUACAGCAUUGGCGAAUACCGGCAUUGAGAUUGUGAUCGGAGCUGCCAACGGUGACAUUGAAAAUCUUGCAGGCAACCCGAACCCGAACUUCGCGGUUCAGUGGGUCAAUGAUAAUGUGAUUCCUUAUUACCCGAGUAGCAAGAUUAUCGUCGUCACCGUUGGUAACGAGGUUAUGAGCUCAGGGGAUCAGAAUCUUAUCUCCAACCUCUUGCCUGCUAUGAAGAAUGUCCAAAGUGCCCUCGAUGCAUCACCAUCCAUUGGCAGGGAAAUAAAGGUGUCAACGGUGCACUCAAUGGCAGUGCUAAGUCAAUCUGACCCGCCCUCUUCAGGAGCAUUUAACUCUUCUUUUAAUGGCACAAUGAUGCCAUUACUGCAAUUCCUCAAAGAUACCGGUGCACCAUUGAUGAUCAACCCGUAUCCUUAUUUUGCUUACCAGAGUGAUCAAAGGCCCGAAACGUUGGCUUUCUGUCUCUUCCAGCCCAAUGAUGGCCGACCUGAUAAUGGAAAUCAGAAAACAUACAUGAACAUGUUUGAUGCUCAGGUGGACGCAGUUUACUCAGCCUUGAACGCAAUGGGAUUCGAUGAGGUUCAAAUUGUAGUUGCAGAGACUGGUUGGCCUACCAAAGGUGAUCAUACCGAAGCAGGUGCCACCGUAGACAAUGCAAAAGCAUAUAAUGGGAACUUGAUAAAUCAUCUCCGGUCUAUGGUUGGUACGCCUCUAAUGCCUGGGAAAUCAGUUGAUACUUAUAUAUUUGCCCUGUAUGAUGAGGAUUUGAAGCCAGGUAUUGCCUCUGAAAGGUCAUUUGGGAUCUUCAAACCCGACCUUUCCAUGGCCUAUGAUAUUGGCCUUCUGAACACUUCUCAGACCCCGUCAGCUGCUCCAGUGGGUCCCGCGACUCCGUCUCCGGUUGAAUCCGUUACUCCCGCUCCAACCACUGUUGUGAACCCACUUUCUCCAGCUUAUCAAGCAGGUGUAAGCUCUGGAAAUGCAGUUUCUUGCAGAGACUCACAUUCACUCCAACUCAUCCUAGCCAUUGUAGUGGGUGCACUUAUGAUGGAAGACAAACUUUUAUUUCAAAAUGCUUGGCAACACAUACGCAUAAAAUAGGAAACACGACAUAAGGAAACAUAUUUGUUUAUAAUAUAAGUUUAUCUGGGAGUUCCCUGGAAUUUCGAAGAAGUGUUUAUGUGUACCAUAGUUUAUCUGUGAACCAUAUGAAAUACAUAUGUAAUUGUAUUUUUUCUCUUCCUGUAAUUUCAUUGUAGAGGUUGUAGCAGAUAAAUUGACAUGUCAAGGAUAGACAUUUGAAAACUAAUAUCAAUAAAUGACAACAAUCAUGGUCUCCUGCCCUCAAUGUACAUGGUGCAUGUAUGGCAUCAAAGAGAUAUCUAGAUGUAUGCAUUGUGGUUGACAUUAU
Messenger RNA from Cuscuta epithymum, 1775 nucleotides. The record is from the annotation of a GenBank genome assembly. Lineage: Eukaryota; Viridiplantae; Streptophyta; Magnoliopsida; Solanales; Convolvulaceae.